Molecule: messenger RNA, 1008 nt
Organism: Aspergillus nomiae NRRL 13137
Lineage: Eukaryota; Fungi; Ascomycota; Eurotiomycetes; Eurotiales; Aspergillaceae
Exons: 1
Coding region: 1-1008 (335 amino acids)
Source: RefSeq, a predicted model, not a curated record
AUGUCAAAUAUUGUGAGCCAACUUGAUGGCAUUUCCGGUGAGCUUGCGGGCACUCAAUAUGGGCUCAAAGCGACCCUUCUCUUUUUCAUCUCCAUCUCCAUUUACAAUGUAAUUGAGCUGGCAAUCCUUGUGCUAUCGACAUUCCGUCGCUGGACGGGUCUAUACUUCUGGAGCUUGCUACUUUCGGGCUGCUUGGGAGUUAUUCCAUACUCACUCGGCUUCAUGCUGAAGUUCUUCACACAUGCCAAUUCUAUCUUGUCUGUUACGUUGCUUACCAUCGGCUGGUGGACAAUGGUGACGGGUCAGUCUAUUGUCCUCUAUUCACGGCUACAUCUUGUCAUCCGCGAUGAGCGCAUUCUUCGCCGAGUGCUAUGCAUGAUCAUCGCAAAUUUCUUUCUUUUGCAUGUCCCUACUUCCGUCUUGACGUAUGGUUCCAACGUCCCCGAUCGAUCGCCUCUAUUCGUCAAAGGAUAUAAUAUCAUGGAAAAAAUCCAGAUGACUGGUUUCACCCUACAAGAGGUGAUAAUCUCAGGGCUCUAUAUCUGGGAGACGACCAAACUGCUUCGGUUGGGUUCGAGCCGACAAAACCGAAGAAUAAUGCGCCAGUUAGUCGGAAUCAAUGUUGCCAUUCUUGUGAUGGACUUAGCCCUACUUGCAUUGGAAUAUGCCAGCUUCUAUGCUAUUCAGAUCACGCUCAAGGGUGUCAUAUACAGCAUCAAACUUAAGUUGGAGUUUGCCGUGCUCGGGAAACUGGUCGAUAUGGUUCAUGGGCACAGGCAUCCGGGUACGUUCGGCAAUGACGUACAGUGGUAUUCAUUAGAGUAUGAAUCUAGUCCGACUGCGCCGGCAUCGUCGUCUGGUCUAUUGGGUAGAAUCAACUUCUCUCACGUUGUUCAAGAUGGGACGAAGCGACCACACAGUUCACAGAGCGAUGGUUGUCCGGACAAGAAAUUCACGAUGAAGGUAUCGGAUUUGGUUAAACGUCGCCCUCCCGAGGAAAUCAUCUAA